AUGGAGGACCAAAAGUCAAAGAAACCUCUCAGAAGAAUUACCAACGUGCGUAUACCGGAUAAACCGUCGUCGACACUCUGGGACAUCACGAUCAACGAUGGGAGAAUUGCUUCGGUAGACAGCCAUGUCAAGGACUCGGACGGGCGCAGUGAAGACACGCUAGAUGGAGGCAAUCGUCUCAUAGCGCCAUCGCUUUGUCAUGCCCACAUCCACCUUGACAAGUGCUUCCUCCUACAAGACCCCAAAUUCAGCGACUUACAAAUCGAGAGCGGCGACUUCACCGAAGCCAUGUCGAUGACGGGUGAGGCCAAGUCAAGGUUUGAGGAAGAUGAUCUCCUGAGGAGGGGCGCGCGUCUCAUCGAAGAGAGUAUCCAACAAGGUGUGACCGCUAUGCGGGCGUUUGUAGAAGUGGAUGGGGUGGUGCACAUGAAAUGUUUGGACGCAGGUCUCAAGCUGAAAGAAAUGUUCAAGGAUCGCUGUGAAGUGCAAAUUUGCGCGUUCGCCCAGCUCCCGCUAUUCUCUGGUCAUGACGGGGGUGAGGAAGUAAGGAAGCUGAUGACCAGUGCUGCCUCGUUGGAGAAGGUGGCUGUGCUCGGAAGCACACCAUAUGUCGAGGAUGAUGAACAAAAGUCCAAGAAUAACGUGAAAUGGAUCACGCAGUUAGCACUCAAAUAUCAGAAGCAUCUAGAUCUCCAUCUUGACUACUUCCUGGAAGAAGACAAGAAGCCACUGGUCUGGGAUACCCUGGACAUGUUCAAAGAGCUCAAAUGGAAAGACAAGGCGGGAGACAGGCAGAUCACGUUAGGGCAUUGCACCAGAUUGACGAGAUUCCGGAACGACGAAUGGACGCAUUUGAGACAAGAAGUGGGCGACCUGCCGAUCUCUUUCAUAGGUCUGCCGACUUCCGACCUGUUCAUGAUGCGAACACCGGAGAAUGUGCGCGGGACUCUGCCGGUCAUUGAACUCAUCAACGAGUACGGGUUCAAUGCUGCCAUUGCCGUUAAUAACGUGGGUAACGCGUUCACACCGUACGGGAACUGCGAUCCUCUGAGCAUUGCAUCACUAGGUGUCGGUCUUUACCAGGCUGGUACAAAGAAAGACACCGAACUCCUAUAUGAAACCGUAUCUACACGGGCAAAGACCGCUAUUGGCUGCGAUUCGACGUCUCUCGCCCUAGAGCCGGGUCAGCCUGCCGACUUUGUGUUGUUCGACCGAAUGGACAGUGGCUGGCACUGCAGAAAGAGCGUGGUAGAGACUCGGCUAUUUGAGGACCGAGCUGACCGUGCUGCCGCCUGGACGAACGUCAUGGAAGCUCUCGACAGCGACAGCAUGUUCAAUAAUGCGCAGCAAUCGCGACACCCAACCGAAAUGAUCCACUCCGGAACGAUCAACGGCAGACACGAGCACGUGAGUCGUGGUCAUCAACCGACUAUCGGGCAGGUCGUUUACAUAUUCCUGGACAACAUCAAGCUCCGAUUCGGUGAACAUUCGACUGAGGUCAUCAGCAUCUUGAACAUCCUUGGUACAUUCCGAGCUGGAGAGAUGUCGAAGAAAGACACGCUCGUUGCGAUCAGGAACACGCUCGGAGACCACGCAGACCUCAAGCAAGAUCUUCUGAACAUCCUGUUUCACAGAGAGGCCGACUGGGCCGGCUCAUCAGCCUCAGAUGCGCUUACCCCGAAUCUCUCCACUAUGCCUUGGUCUUCCGUCACCAACGGUCCGAUGCUUGAUCAUGCGCAGUCUCCUACAGGCAAUCACUUCAAUUCGCCAGCAGUUUUUUACCAAACCCAACUGUCUCCAGCUCUCUCGCCAAGGAAGGGAAAGACUGCCACCGCCAGUCCAUCUGUGCUUGGAGUACCCGUCGCUGUACCCAUCGGCCAGCCCAUCGACGAGAUGCCCCCUCCAUUGAAGAAACGCCGUCGUCGUCAAAGCUCAACAAUUCAGGCUAAGGCGAAGGAGGAACCAAGAGAAGAAGAUGCCGAGAUCGCUGAUCGACUCUCAGUCUCAACACAGCCGGAAAAGAAGAUCAAAGAGGCAAACACCCUGUCGCAAGGAACAGGAGGGCCCUACAUUCACAGUCUGUGCGGCAAGGGAUUUUCCGGCAGGUCAAAGGUCAAGAAACACCACUGGGGUAAGAAGCUUGAUGAUCUGGAGACAACUAGCGGCUGUUGGGCGAAGAACAACAAGCCAGACGUGAGCUGGAACGAGCACCCGAGCUGCAGGGAGGGCGUAGCGCAACGAAAGCCUUCAUCGGCCGUUCUGAAACCGAUGACGUUGACCCAAGAAGCACCAUUGGUGCCUUCGAUGGUACCUACCUCUGGAGACCGCAACCACUCUUUUGCCGACGCUUCGCGGCCCCGCCGAGAGAGUGAGCAGCCUAUCGAAGACAUGAGCUCUUAUCAUUCUCAUCGGCUGCCAACUCGAUCAAGUUUCGACGACCUUCUCACUGCUGUCAACGUCGCAUCCGAGAUCGACGCGCCACGACCUCAAGGACGCAUCGACUCAGUGGUCUCUCAUCUUGAUGCUCAGGCAGCUGCUGCUGAACAGAACAGGCAGUACAUCACCAACUGGCAGAACGCUUCAGAUGAUCGUCGUGAGGAGUCUCUUGCAUACGGUCGCCAGUACCCAUACACUACACAGGGACUUGGCCUUCGAGGUGUUCACGUGCCAGUACACAUGGCUUUGCCGGUUCUUGAUGGAUCGUACCAGUACCCUCCUCCCUCACGUUCCUUCGCCGAUUCACACUGGAAUGACGGCAACGAGUUGGAGUUCGACGGAUCAAGGCGACAGUAUGCAGCUCUCGGAUCGCCGUUCUCACCUGGUGCAGAUGCAGAAUACCGCUAG
Messenger RNA from Alternaria ethzedia, 2844 nucleotides. RefSeq lists its product as uncharacterized. The transcript is spliced from 8 exons. Gene Ontology annotation, molecular function: hydrolase activity, acting on carbon-nitrogen (but not peptide) bonds, in cyclic amidines. The record is from RefSeq and is a predicted model, not a curated record. Lineage: Eukaryota; Fungi; Ascomycota; Dothideomycetes; Pleosporales; Pleosporaceae. The coding region runs from base 1 to 2844 and encodes 947 amino acids.